This is a messenger RNA of Drosophila suzukii, 1414 nucleotides long. Its product is annotated as pancreatic triacylglycerol lipase. The record is from RefSeq and is a predicted model, not a curated record. Gene Ontology annotation, biological process: lipid catabolic process. Gene Ontology annotation, molecular function: lipase activity. NCBI's taxonomy places the organism in Eukaryota, Metazoa, Arthropoda, Insecta, Diptera, Drosophilidae.
CGAACUUCGUCUACUUUCGUUCUUGUUUGGCACCAAUCGAACCCACCAGUUGACACCACCAUUUGCCCCUGUGUGGGUGCUUACAUAUGUAUGCCACCGGCUCAAUCAGUUGCCAAUAGAAAGAUCGCUGCCUGCGAUACCUGCUCCACUUAAAUAGCAACCACUCUCGGUGGCCGGAACCCAGUUUACACACGGCCAUAGAAGUACGAGUUUAUGGGACAUGAAGUCGACGGUGGGGCUCUCUUUGCUAACUCUUCUCUGGAGUGCGAGUGCCAAUCCGCUGGUGGGUCUUAUAGAUCCCGCCUGCAAAGUGGUUCGAGGAGAGUGUCCCCAUGAAAAUGUGUCCUUCUGGCUGUACUCCAACUCAACCCGUGAGAAUCCCAUACUGCUGGAUCCCCUGGACCUCAAUCCCUGGGACUUCCAGCCGCCGCGGCCCCUCAAGAUCCUCAUCCAUGGCUACACCGGCUACCGUGACUUUGCACCCAAUUCCUUCAUCCGCCCCGUGCUCCUGGAUAACGAGGAUGUCUACGUAAUCUCCAUUGACUAUGGACCACUGGUGCGAUAUCCCUGCUACAUCCAGGCGGUACAGAAUCUUCCCCUGGUGAGUCAGUGUCUGGCGCAGUUGAUCAACAACCUGGUGGAUCGUGCAAUAGUGCCCAACGAUCAAAUCCACCUGAUUGGCUUCAGUUUGGGUGGUCAGGUGGCUGGUCAGACGGCCAACUAUCUGAAGAGAAAGCUAAAAAGGAUUACGGGUCUAGAUCCUGCCAAGCCUCUGUUUAUCCUGGGACCGGACUCUAGGAGAUUGGAUGCGGGUGAUGCGGAGUUUGUGGACGUCAUCCAUUCGGAUGUUUUUGGUCGAGGAGUGCUGCGCGCCGCGGGUCAUGUGGAUUUCUAUCCCAAUUUCGGGGCCCAGCAACCUGGUUGCAUGGAGGAGAAUAUGCAGGAUCCUGGCAGCUGCAACCACGAGAGAGCUCCCCGCUUCUACGCCGAGUCCAUCAAUUCCACAGUGGGAUUCUGGGGACGCUACUGUUCCGGUUGGUUGGUCCAUCUUCUUGGACUCUGUCCCACAACUGGAGCUCAGGCGCAAAUGGGCUAUCAUGUAUCGCAGGAGCUGAGGGGCUCGUACUUCCUCAAGACCGGAAGUAGUCCACCCUUUGCCCUGGGCAAACUGGAGGACGUGGACAACAGCCAGACCCUGGCCAAAUUCCAUCUCAACCUGGAUAACAAUGAGAUCGACGAUGACUACGAACCACAAUUGUUGGAGGCGUUCCUUGAAUUGGAUGCGGUGAAAGUCAUUGUCAAAAUGGACGAGGACGACUUGGAUAGGCAAUUGGACUGGGUCGAUCGCGAGGAAGAGGAACCCUUGUCAAGAAAUAUUAUUAAAUAGGAGCUAACAUAGAAUAUUAUUUGUUAA